Messenger RNA from Myzus persicae (green peach aphid), 537 nucleotides. RefSeq lists its product as uncharacterized. The transcript has a single exon. Lineage: Eukaryota; Metazoa; Arthropoda; Insecta; Hemiptera; Aphididae. The record is from RefSeq and is a predicted model, not a curated record. The coding region runs from base 1 to 537 and encodes 178 amino acids.
AUGGUCAACAUAGACAAUGCAACUAAAUAUCCUGUUGAAUUUUUAAAUUCGUUGAAACCAACGGGUGUGCCAUAUGAUAGGAUUAUUCUGCGGGUAGGCACACCUAUUGUGUUGUUGCGAAAUUUGAAACCACCUAAACUGUGCAACGGGACCAGGCUUAAAGUCAAAGCCUUACAUCGCAAUAUAGUUGAAGCCACAAUUUUAACUGGAUGUGCAAAAGGGGAAACUGUAUUUGUACUACGAACUCCCUUAAUUCUAAACGAUCUUCCGUUCGAAUUUAAACGAUUGCAGUUUCCCCUCAGAGUCUGCUUUGCAAUGACUAUAAUUAAAUCUCAAGGCCGGACUCUCAAAUUUGCGGGAAUAGACUUGCGAGAAAACUGUUUUUCACUUGGACAGUUAUAUGUAGCUUGCUCAUGCGUAAGCUCACCCAGUAUCUUGGUGAUUUUGACUCCUACUAAUAAAUCAGCAAAGAAUAUUGUCUACAAAGAAGUUUUAAAUGAUAAUACUAGAAUCUAUGUUAGAAACAUAAUAUUGUAG